Messenger RNA from Struthio camelus australis, 2415 nucleotides. It is a transcript of the gene NCF2, whose product is annotated as neutrophil cytosolic factor 2. NCBI's taxonomy places the organism in Eukaryota, Metazoa, Chordata, Aves, Struthioniformes, Struthionidae. Gene Ontology annotation, molecular function: protein binding; superoxide-generating NADPH oxidase activator activity. The record is from RefSeq and is a predicted model, not a curated record. Gene Ontology annotation, biological process: phagocytosis; respiratory burst; superoxide anion generation. Gene Ontology annotation, cellular component: NADPH oxidase complex.
CCGAGCAGCAGCGCGAGGGAGCCCGGGCGCCGCAGUGAAGGACGGGCAGAAAGGCAAGACCUCUGAGGCGGCUGGUGACCCCGUGUCCCGCUCCCAUCAUGUCACUGGUGGAGACAAUCCGGCUCUGGAACGAGGGGGUGUGUGCUGCCGACCAGAGGGAGUGGAGGGCAGCCCUGGCUGCCUUCACAUCUGUCCACAACCCCCCUUCCAAACUCUGCUUUAACAUUGGCUGCAUCCACCUCGUUUUGGGGAACCUCACCAAGGCAGAGGAGGCAUUCACACAGAGCAUCAGCUGUGACAAGCACCUGGCAGUGGCCUAUUUCCAACGGGGGACUGUGUUUUACAAGCAAGAGCAUCACGAAACGGCCAUCAAGGAUUUUAAAGAAGCAUUGGCCCAACUGCGAGGCAACCAGCUCAUAGACUACAAGAUCCUGGGGCUGCAGUACAAGCUGUUUGCUUGUGAGAUACUUUAUAACAUAGCACUUGUGUACGCCACGAUGGAGGACUGGAAGAAAGCUGAGGAGCAUCUAACAUUGGCAAUGAGCUUGAAAAGCGAGCCCCAGCACAACAAGAUUGACAAGGCAAUGGAAGCUAUCCUAAAACAGAAGCUCUACAAUUUGGUGGCAAUUCCCACGGGGAAGCUGUUUCGGCCAAAUGAAAAGCAAGUGGCCCAGCUGGAGAAGAAGGACUACCUGGGAAAGGCUACGGUGGUGGCAUCUGUGGUAGACAAGGACAGCUUUUCAGGAUUUGCUCCGCUUCAACCUCAGGCCUCCAGUCCUCCACCCAGGCCCAAGACACCAGAAAUCCUCAGGGCGCUUGAAGGGCAACCGCACCGAGUCCUGUACGAGUUCAUCCCCGAGACCUCUGAGGAGCUGCAGGUCCUGCCAGGAAACAUUGUCUUUGUCCUGAAGAAAGAGAAGGACAACUGGGCUACCGUGAUGUUCAAUGGAAAGAAAGGGAUUGUCCCCUGCAACUACCUUGAGCCUGUGGAGCUCCAGAACAGGCUGCAGACCCAGGAAGAAAUCUCUCCCGAACCCGAGAUCCCGGAGCCGCCCAGCUCCAGUGCCCCAGAAAAACCCCGGCGGCCAGCACCAGACUUCGUUCCAGUUACUGAGACGCAGCCAAGAGAAGAACCGAAGAAGGCCAAAGCUGCCAGCUCCGGACCCUACGUUCUCAAGGCACAUUACAAGUUCACAGUUGCCAUGCAAGUCAAGCCAGACCUCUCCUACAACGAACUCCUGGACUUGGUCUGCCAGAAACUGGAGCUCCAGCCAGAGCACACAGAGCUGAGGUACAAGCCUGCAGAUAGCGAGGCGCUGGUGACUUUGAGUGCCGAGAACGUGGAAGCGGCUUGGAGUCACACCAAAGACAAGUGUCUGACAGUGUGGUGUGACAGCACAGAGGGCAAGGGAUCUCUACCAGAAAGCAAACCAGAGGAGGAGGCCCAGAAGGCAAUGUCAGAAGAGAUGGGACCAACCCAAGUUGUAGCACAGUACAAUUAUGAAGCCACCCAGCCUGAAGACCUGGAGUUUCAGGCAGGAGAUGUGAUACUCAUUUUAUCCAAAGUGAAUGAAGACUGGUUAGAAGGCCAGUGCAACGGGAAGAUAGGCAUCUUCCCAUCUGCUUUUGUUCAGAAGUGUAACACUAAAGACCCAGAAAUCUAAUUGCAGAAGAGCUGUAGUAGUCUUGGACAUGGAGAGAAACUAAGGAUUUCAACUGCUGCAAUUAAGAUGUUUCUAUAUUAAUCACUGCAUCUGAAAAAGGACCCAAAAUAUCAUUGCUACAUGUAUUAAAAGCUUUAUUUUAGCUUUUUUGCAUCAUUUCUCUAAAACAGGUACUCAUUCCUAAAAAAAAGUUGCUAAUCAUCUUCCUGCUGGGAAUACAUUCAGUCCUAAAAACUGUACUUACCAAGAGACUUCCUAGCAAGAGCUGUCCCACCUACCUCAUCCUUAACAAAACUUUGGCACAGACAAGUCAGUCACUGGGAGAACUCUCAGAAAAGGCAGCACAACUUGCAUUUAUGCCGCUGCCAACAGAUACACGAGAGGAACAGGCAUUCAGGAAGCCAAAGACCAGGAAAGGCUGAACAGAAUUUACUGCCUCUAAAUUUUGCUGCCGACCUCAAGAGUUUAAACAAAAGGCCUUGAGCAGCCUCCCCCUGCUCCAAUUGACAGUCCAUUUCAAACCCUCCCCCUCACUAAAAUAUUUUUUUUUUCCCCCACCUUUGGGGCCUCACCUCAAACCACUUGCCCAGCCGCCACAACAGGAAGUUAAAGACACUGCCUCGAAUUGCAGUACAGUUACAGGAGCUGGAGAACCCCACCUUCCCCAGUAGCCUAAAUACUCGUAUUUAUUUUAAAAGGAGCUUGCUUGGAAGAGCUGUCUGGAUAAAAUAAAACGGACGUUUCAACAGCA